AUGAUUUCAUAUGCGUCAAAUUAACCAGAGUUCUUGAUUUCAAAGUUAUAGAACUAAAAUGUAAUAGAAUAGGAAGUUGACAAAUGGGAUUAUAAAAAAGCGAGACUUGUAAAAACUAAAGUUCAAAUCAGAAUUACUUCAGAAAAUAAUCUUAUUUACUCAACAUUAGAAGGUGUCGUUUUGAGAGAUUUAUAAAGAGAAAUUUAUUAAGACAAUUUUGGGUAUUUGGAAGUUUUGAAAAAUAUUGAAUAAAUUGCACAUCUCCAAUGGCAUGGUGAAUAUGGGCAGAAUUAUAGAAAAUUAGGUAAAUGGGAAGCCACAUGGGAUGGAGAAACUCUUUAAAAUGUUGGAGGGUACUACUAAGAAGGUUUAAAGGAAGGUUUAUGGAAAGAGCCAAUUAAGAAUUAUUGGAGUAAAGCCUAAGUAUUUGAAAGUGGAGAAUAUUUUCACAAUAAAAGGUAAGGAAGAUGGAAUUUUACCUAAUAAAACAAAAAUAUUAAUUAAACUAUUGGUGGUGGAUCAUACAAUGAGUAAGCUAAGAAAAACGGUAAAUGGACAGAAUUACAUGAAGGGGUAUAUGAUGAUUUAUAAGUCACAUGGGAUGGCGAAUACAAAAAUGGUUAAAAAGUGGGUAGUUGGAAUAUUAUGAAUGACAAUUUAAAGAUGCUUAUGAUAAUAAAUAAUAUUUAUAGUGGAGGUGGAUCGUUUGGAGAUGGUGAUGGAUUUAAGUAGGGAAGUUGGGUUGAAUUAUGGAAUGGAUUCACUUGUUUUAGCUGGGUGACUGAAAAUGGAGAGUAUCAAAAUGGUAAAAAGGUUGGUAGAUGGGAUAUGUGGUAUAAGGACUAUGAUAAUAAGCAAAGCUUUAAAAUGUAAAAAAAACCAUAAGUUUUAUGCUGA
Paramecium tetraurelia is the source of this 897-nucleotide messenger RNA. RefSeq lists its product as uncharacterized. The record is from RefSeq and is a predicted model, not a curated record. NCBI's taxonomy places the organism in Eukaryota, Ciliophora, Oligohymenophorea, Peniculida, Parameciidae. The transcript has 5 exons.